Molecule: messenger RNA, 444 nt
Organism: Aspergillus ochraceoroseus IBT 24754
Lineage: Eukaryota; Fungi; Ascomycota; Eurotiomycetes; Eurotiales; Aspergillaceae
Exons: 1
Coding region: 1-333 (110 amino acids)
Source: RefSeq, a predicted model, not a curated record
AUGAAGCUCGGCGCCUUAGCCCUAGCAGGCUUCAUCGGCUACGUUGCCGCUGUGCCUUACUACUCAAUCACCGCUUCCUCGUCCUACUCCCUGAGCCCAACGCCAACUCCCAGCUCAACCCCCUGUACCACUCCUACCCCCACGCCUGAGGUGCACGAACACCACGGUGGCGCCGCUGCGGAAGGAGACCAGGUCUACGUUGCUAAAUACAGGCAACGCCGGCAGUACGACUGGCCCAUGCCGUGGCCAUCUCCAUCGUUCCCGUCUACGCCGACUCCUUCUUCCACCCCAGUUUCUUGCUCCGCCACGCCUUCUCCAAGUGGAUGGUGGUAGAUUACCAGUUGUGCGGGAGCGGACAAACUGGUCUCUCGCCUGAUAUACAACGUCCACUGCGGAUGGUGCCCAACCAUAGGGCUAGAUGUAUCCGGUUGACAGAGGUCCGGG